This is a messenger RNA of Eleginops maclovinus (Patagonian blennie), 2750 nucleotides long. RefSeq names its product chromosome 20 C1orf159 homolog (gene c20h1orf159). The record is from RefSeq and is a predicted model, not a curated record. The coding region runs from base 233 to 814 and encodes 193 amino acids. The transcript is spliced from 9 exons. NCBI's taxonomy places the organism in Eukaryota, Metazoa, Chordata, Actinopteri, Perciformes, Eleginopidae.
CCGGAAGUUGUGCAUGCUAUACUGUAGAUGAGAGCAGGUAGCUAAAGCUAUGAGCUACGCACUGACAGUCUGUGGUUGAAUUGCAGAGGUGUGUUGAUGACAAAUCUGCCAAAACUAUCUGUGAUUUUCUAAAAAAAAAAUUAAAACUCUGCGGCGAAACGGAUCUAAAUCUGAUUAAACCACAUCAAGGAGUUUGGUCAGGCCAAAGCCUAGGGAUUGGCAGGCUUCGAUUAUGGCUCUGUCAUUCCUUCUGGUCUUGGCUGCAACUGUGAUUCUGAUCAGACCCGAGACACCUGUCACUAAGGCUUUACAUCAGAACUCACUUGAGUGCUGCAGCGAGAAACAGAGAGGGAACAAUUCUUGUUCGAAUGACACCCACUGUGAACCAGGAUGCUUCUUGCGUGUCCUUGAGAACAGCAACACUGUUUGCAUAUUCUGUGACUCUGCAGCUGUGGAUUUGGAUAACAUAACAGUCUGCACCUACAACUAUACAGUGGAGAGGAAAAAUCAUACAACUGUAACUACUGUCAUUCCAAAAAUUGGAGGGCCAGGUGUGGCAGCCUCUCUUCUUCUGGGAACACUGUUGAUCAGCCUGUUCCUGAUCCUCUCUGUUGCCUCCUUUUUCUACCUAAAGCGCUCCAACAGACUCCCAAACAUCUUCUACCGCCGCAACAAAGCCUUCAUAUUCCAACCAAGUGAGACAGCUGUCAUGAUCCCCUCCUCGACAGUGAGGAAGCCAAGAUAUGUCAGAAGGGAGCGGCCCUCUGCAACCACCGUACCUACCACCUCCACCACCCAGGUUUAUAAUGUGUAGGAUGAGGAAAAGUAGGAGGAGGGAGGGAGUGCUGGUAGGAGAGUAUGCUCAGGAACGAAGUUAGGUUUUCUCCUUAUCAUGUGAAAGUUCAGGAGUGUGAAGAACACCAUAUGGCUUGUACGUAGGUAGCCAUAUUUAACUGAAGCUGCUUAUGCUGCAUUCUUGUCACUCGGGCUGUUACUAUUCCUCUAUUUUACAAGGCUGUGGGCUGUAUUGAAAAAGUCUUCUUGACACAGUCUCUAUGACUAAUUUAUGUUAAAUGUUUUUUUUUACAAAACUAGUUUCAGUAUUGCUCAGUACAUCUUAAACCUUACAGGUUGUUUUUUGUUUUUUUGACAUGCAGCACUGUGGGUUCACUCCAUUAGUUUGUACACGUUUUUACUGUUAUUAUUCCUCUGCUGUUGAAACUGUGUCAUCAGUUUACUUAUUUUGAUGAUUUCAAUAUGUGGACCCGUCUAAUUAAGAAGUGGUUAGAAAUUAAGCUUCUAAGCUAUCUUUUUAACAUAUUUUAUCUCUUCAAAAAUGUAUAUAACAACAGACUGGGGGAAAAAAAUCAUUAUACCACUUGGUACGGGUCUGACUACUUUGUGAAUUAUUGCUUUUCCACUUUGGUUUUGGGAUUUAUCGAACAAUAUCAAAGUUGUGAUUGGAGAGCUUAGAGGUGCUGGUGAGCAGAUCUGUUACCUUGAGACAAAGUCUGUAUGCUAAGCUACGCUAAACGGCUGCUGUCUAUAGCCAUAUUUUUAACAGAUCUGACAGUGGUAUUGAUUUUCUUAUCCAACUCAAUGCAAGAAGGCGGAUAAGCUUAUUUUCUAUAAUGUCCAACUACUCCUUUUUAAAGCCAAGAACUAUAAAGUCAGUGACCAAGCGACAGAACUUUUUUAGCGGGGGAAAAGUGACAGCCAAGUGACAUUUUAUCUUUGCUAAAUAGAAUGUUAUUUGCAUGUGUGAUAUUUAUUUACAUUUUGUAACGUCCACUAAGUUUUACUUAAUACAAUCAGACCAACAGAAUAUAUGACGUGUCAAAUAGCGGGGUAUUUUAGAGAGAGUUACUAAAGGCACUGUAUGGAUGGUUGUGUUAUUGCUUUUGUGUUUUACUAUUGCAUUUAAAUUUAUUGAUUUUGUGAGCUUAAUCAAGGUGAAUGUAUUACUCAUGUACAACGGAUCGUCACCUCAUGAAUUGUGUUCCACAACAGACCCAGUCAAACAUGAAUGAGGUGAAGAACUUAAAGUUCAUAUUUUUACAUAGGAAGGACUAUACUCGCACAUUUAAAAUGCAUAUUUUUGUUCCUAAAGUAUAUUUAAAUUCCAAUAGAUCGCUUCCUUGAAAAUAUAAAAUUACUGAAUCCUUGUGCACUUUAUUUGUCUGAGGUAAACAUUUUUUUAAAAAUCAUACAACUAGUUUCCACCAAGUGUGAUUGUGAUUUUGUUGUUGUAUGAAUGGCAACAUAUGGUUGCAUUUAGAUUUUUACUUGACUUCUAUUCACUUUUUGCCAAAUGUUGUCUGAAGAAAACUUGUGUGCCAUUACUGUGAUUACUGUGCCAUUAUCAGCUUUAAAACAGCAGGAAACAUUUAAUAAUGAUGUGAGGAAUAAUUGGGUGUUUAAAUUAUAUCCAGUGGCCUUUACUGUACUCUAUCCUAAAACGAGGCUAAAUAUCUAAGUUUUAUUUGCUAUUUAUCUACAUAAAUGUUUGUAUGUUGACAACACUAAAUCAACAUGACGUGAACCAGAUAACAGGCAGCAAUCAUUCCAUGAAUAUUCCCAUUUUUGCUUGAUUUGUUUGCCUUACAGACAAACAUAUGCUAAAAACAUGUACAUAUUGUUUUAUACAAAUACUGUAUUGCUUUUGUAAUGAGGUAAUGUACAUAUUCUAGUUUCGAUGCCCUGCAGAAUGAUUUAUGUAAUGUUUGGAGAAAUAAAGCACCUUUCCAUUA